This is a messenger RNA of Amphiprion ocellaris (clown anemonefish), 2737 nucleotides long. RefSeq names its product spectrin beta chain, non-erythrocytic 5-like. The record is from RefSeq and is a predicted model, not a curated record. The annotation marks the transcript as partial. Gene Ontology annotation, biological process: actin cytoskeleton organization. NCBI's taxonomy places the organism in Eukaryota, Metazoa, Chordata, Actinopteri, Pomacentridae. Gene Ontology annotation, molecular function: actin filament binding. Gene Ontology annotation, cellular component: cortical actin cytoskeleton; cell projection; cell junction. The transcript has 17 exons.
AGGACCUGAUGUCCAAGCAGAGCCAGGAGAACCGGUGGGCCGUCCAGAAGUGGAUCAGAACCUUGAAGAAGCAGUGGAGCUACCUGACGGAGGAAGUGACAUCACGGCGUGACAGGCUGCAGGCUGCCGCCGCCAUCAAACAGUACUUUGCAGACGUGGCCGAGGCUAACUCCUGGCUGGAUGACAGGAAGCCGCUGCUGACCAGCGAGGAUCAUGGGAAGGACGAGUCGAGCACUAGUCUGCUGCUGCAGCGCCACCAGAGGCUGGAGAAGGAACUGUUGGCGUACGUCUCGGAGAUGAAGAGGCUGUCGGAGCAGGCCAAGAGUGCAGCACAGCUGACGGCUCUGACUGCGGAACCUCAGCAGAUUAAGAUGAUCCAAUACAGCGACUCCUCCAGCGACGAGGAGGCGGGGCCAGCAACGGUGACCUCAUCACUCAAAGCCCGGAGUGGGAGGGGCUCUGUAAGCUCCUCCCCUCAGAGGGAAUCGAGCAGAGCCAAGGUCCGCUUCAGAUUCAGCCGAGGUCCGUUCCUGUGGGAUCGUAACGAGAUAGUGACGAUCGUCGGCUCUGGGCCAGACGAAGACAAAGUUUUGGCCAAAGACAGUCGAGGAAACCAGCAGGUCAUCCCCAAAACCUACCUGACCCUGCUGCCGGCCACGGCUCCUCCCUCGACCCCGCCCGUCUCCACCAAUGGCGUGCCAGAAAGCCCAAGCAGGAAGCUGAGUCGUCCGAGGCGAAGCCGCUCGAUGCGUCGAAGCACAACGGAGAUCCAAACGGCCUGGAUGCCGGACCUGCAGUACCAGAGAGACACGGUGGAGGAAACACAGGCCGGUCUGGACCAGGACUACAACUCCCUCUACAGCCUGGUGAAGUCGAAGACGAGGAUUCUGGAGGAAAUGCUGCGUCUGCAUCGCUUCUACAACAGCUGCCAGGAGUUUGAGUCGUGGAUGGAGGACAAGGAGAACGUCCUGAACACCUUCAGCACCGACGGAGACAAUCUGGGAGUCGUUCAGGCCAAGUACGAGAACUUCCUGACUGAGUUGGUGAGUGGGCGGGGCCAGCUGGAUGACAUCAUCAAACUGGGGGAGGAGCUGGUGAGGAGUCGCCACAGUAAGCAGAAGGAGAUCCAGGCCAGACAGAGGGGAGUCUCCAGCAGGUGGGAUCGAAUCCAGCAGCUGAAGGAUGAAAAAGCUCAGGAGCUGCUGAGUACAGCCGAUGUCCAGUCGUUCCUGCAGAGCUGUGAAGAAGCUAGAGUCCAACUUAAGUCUCAGAUGUCCCAGAUGAACACCGUGGACGUCGGCUGCAGCUCCUUCACUCUGCAGAACGAGGAGAAGAACCAGAGCCAGGCCCUCAGAGACAUCCAGGUCCUGGAGGGAAAGAUCUCCUACCUGAAGAGCAUCGCCAAGAUGAAGCAGGACUGCAGUCCAGCAGAAAGUGCCACCAUCAUGGAGGAGGUUCGAGGUUUGGAGGCUCUUCUGAAGCAUGUGAAGCGUCAGGCCGCAGACAGACAGCGCCACCUGGAGGACGCCCGCUGCCUGCAGAGCUUCCAGCAGCAGGCCAAGGAGCUGCAGCGCUGGGGGGGGUCGGUCCAGGAGCGCCUCCUGCAGGAGGAGUCGGCCGGAGACGUGGCCUCGGCUGUAGCUCUGCUGGAACAACACCAGGAGCUGAGGCUGGAGAUGGAGGAGCAGAGGAGCAGGCUGACGGAGAUGGAGAAAUUGGGUAAAUCCCUCCAUCACGGCUCGACUGGCGGCGUCGACAUCAAGCAAACCCUGGAGGAACUCGGCGCCCAUUGGUCCAAGCUGGACAAACUGUGGACCAAUAAGAAGCAGCAUCUUCAACAGGGGGUGGAGCUACAGAGGCUGAACCAGGAAGGAGACCGGAUCGAGACGACGCUGUCCGAACACGAAGCCCGGCUGAGGGUCAAAGACGUCGGGGACUCGGUGGACAGCGUUCACAGCCUGCUGGGCCGACAGGAAGAACUAGAAGGCCUCCUGAAGGCUCUGGACCAGCGGGUGGACAACUUCAGCCAACGCAGCAAAGAACUGAUUGACCAACAACACUACGCUGCUAAACACAUCAAGGAGCGCAGCAAAAGCAUCCAGAAGGCCAACAAGAGCCUGAAAGAAAGCAGCAGACAGAGGAGGAACCUGCUGCUGGCUUCCAAGAAGUACCAGGAAUUCCAGAGAGAUGCUGAAGAGCUGCUCCUGUGGAUGGAGGAGAAGUUUAAGGUGGCUGAAGACGAGUCGUACCGCGACCCAACGAACAUCCUCAGGAAGCUGAAGAAACAUGAAGCGGCCAAGAAGGAGAUGCAGGCCAACCAGGUGUGGCUGGACAGACUGGUUCAGCUGGGACAGGAGAUGCUGGCUGAGGAGCAUCCCAACAGUCAGAGCAUCAGCAGGAAGUCCUCUCCGCUCAGCAGCCGAUGGAGGAGGCUGCAGGACAAGAUGGCCGACAGAGGAGAUAAACUGAGGCAGGCGGGACAACAGGAGCAGCUGAUGGAGCUGCUGCAGGACGCCAAGCUGAAGAUCGAUGCCAUCCAGUGGAUGCUGAACAACGCUUCCAAAGGUCACAACCUGCGCUCCAGCCGACAGCUGCUGAAGGAGCAUCAGCAGCUGGAGCAGGAGGCCAAGGAGCUGGCGGAGAAGAUCAACUCCAUCGUCAGCAGAGCUCAACAUCUGGCCUCCAACCACUUCGACUCUCACAGGAUCCUGCAGGAGACGGACACGUACCUCACUCU